AUGCCGCCUAAAUUCGACCCAAGCGAAAUUAAAAUUGUUUAUCUGCGUUGUGUUGGCGGUGAAGUUGGUGCUACAUCUGCUUUGGCACCGAAAGUUGGACCACUUGGCUUGUCACCGAAAAAAAUUGGUGAUGACAUUGCGAAAGCAACACAAGAUUGGAAAGGUCUAAAGGUAACAUGCAAGUUGACGAUCCAGAAUCGUGUAGCAAAAAUAGAUGUAGUACCGAGCGCAGCAUCAUUACUCAUCAAAGAGUUGAAAGAACCUGCACGGGAUCGGAAAAAGGUUAAAAACGUCAAACAUAAUGGUGACCUCACCGUGGAACAAGUUAUCAACAUUGCACGGCAAAUGCGACCGCGUUCAAUGGCGAAGAAGUUAGAAGGCACUGUAAAGGAAAUACUGGGUACAGCCCAAUCAGUUGGUUGCACAGUGAACGGGCAGCAUCCGCAUGAUAUAGUUGAUGCCAUACGUAGUGGCGAUAUCGUCAUUCCAGAGGAUUAA
Messenger RNA from Brugia malayi, 498 nucleotides. It is a transcript of the gene Bma-rpl-12, whose product is annotated as 60S ribosomal protein L12, putative. Gene Ontology annotation, molecular function: structural constituent of ribosome; large ribosomal subunit rRNA binding. The coding region runs from base 1 to 498 and encodes 165 amino acids. The transcript is spliced from 5 exons. Gene Ontology annotation, cellular component: cytosolic large ribosomal subunit; ribosome. Gene Ontology annotation, biological process: translation. Lineage: Eukaryota; Metazoa; Nematoda; Chromadorea; Rhabditida; Onchocercidae. The record is from RefSeq and is a predicted model, not a curated record.